CCGAGUUUAUUAGUCUACCGCUGGUACCAAACUACCAACGGCGUUCUAACUUCAACACAUUCUUCACCUGACUGGUAGCAAAGUAGUAUGCCAGACCCGGACCCACCUUCGCGAAAACGCCACCGAACUGCUAAACCUCCAAGUCACAAUCUCAUUAAGAGUUCCAAGUUCUGGUUCCCAGAUGGAAACAUUGACCUUAUCGCGCAAAAGACCUCUUUUCGAGUGCAUAGCAGUAUCCUCUCGAUUCACUCAAACGUGUUUCGAGAUAUGCUCUCAAUUCCCCAACCCAACGACACCGAACAACUGGACGGAUGCAAGAUGGUACAUUUAUCAGACACGUCUGAAGAAUUGACGGUCCUUUUGUCGGCGUUAUAUGAGGGUGCAUCGAUUUUCGGAGAUCAUAAUGUCCUUCCGUUCUCCUCGGUUCAGACCUUGGUUCGCCUGGGAAUGAAGUACCAAGUUGCGGCCGCAAGUCAGGAAGGCAUUCGACGUCUUCGCGAGCUGUACUCGCCUGAUGAUACCAUGAGAUCGAUGAAAUAUCUCAUAGAAGGCAAACAAGACCCUGAUUUCGCUUUCUCCAUCGCAAUAUCCCCAGAAGACUCUAUAUCUGUGCUGCACUUGGCGGGAACGUUCGACAUACGUUCAGUCAUGCCUAUGGCCAUGUACGCUUGUUGUCAAUUGGAUAUCGAUGUAUGUGUCGCCGCCGUUUCAUCGGAAAAAUGGUCUCUGGAAGACUUUCGAAGCUGUCUCAAGGUCAAGGAAGUUCUGCGGAAGAGGGAAUCCUCUAUACGUCAGAAACUUUACAAAUCCCGGCGAGGGGAGGAUGAUUGCGAUCUAAAUUCGUGCCACGACGCAUGGCGGCGGCCAUUUAGCCGUCGUAAUACGCAACACGAUGACAAGUUAUGGACGACGGGGACCCAUCCAUUGUCUUGGCAUCCGUGGCUUUUGGCAAAAACCCGCGAGCGCGAAUGGAAUUGUUGUCGCUCGUGUCUUUCCAAACUCGAAGGUCAUCUGGAGGAAUCCGAUCUUGUUACUUGGACUGUUGUGGAGGAAUUUUUCAAAGAUAAUAAAUUAGAAGAUGAUGCGGACGUUUAGCCGUCGAGGAUGAUUAGAGAAAUUUGACAUUCAGGCAUACGAAAGAGAUAGAUAUUUGUGCAACUCGAUUGAAACAUCUGCGCUGAAUGUACAUGUCAAUAAAUGCAUUCCUAUCGCAACCACGAUGAUGUCGUUGCUGGAUAUUCAACUUGAAUGACGUGUGGCUGAAGUGAGCCUUCUUUCGCGUUCUAUUAAGCAUUCGCAAUGAGCGCACUGCACCGUUAUAGGACCGGAACAUCAUAGCAUAAUUCUAUGGUACAUUAGCGUCGUCAAAAGCCUUCCGUCUCGCUUCGGCUGCAACAAACUCUUCGCACUCAAUACGACUUUUCUUGACAUCGACAAAGUACAGGAAUAUGGUGCUGAGACUUCCCCUGUAAUGUGAUCCGGUUUCAAAUAUGAGUAAUCUGCA
Molecule: messenger RNA, 1504 nt
Organism: Somion occarium
Lineage: Eukaryota; Fungi; Basidiomycota; Agaricomycetes; Polyporales; Cerrenaceae
Source: the annotation of a GenBank genome assembly